UGGCGCGGAGGAGCCACAAUUUCGCAAGUAGAUAUUGCCACAUGCUGCCGCGCGUCAGGACCAUGCAGAGUUCCAGGCUGCUGAGCGGUGCGCUCCUCUGCGCGCUGCUGCUGCUCUCCAGCGCCUUUGGAGUCGAAGUGAUGGACACCGAGUCCGAGGAGGAGCUGAGCCCCAGAGCGCUGCGGGACUUUUACCCCAAAGGUCCGAACCUGACCAGCGAGAAGCAACUGCUUGGAGCCCUACAAGAAGUUCUUGAAAAACUGCAGACUAAGCGACUGCCUUUGUGGGAAAAGAAAUUUGGACAAGUCCCAACGUGUGAUGUCGGGGAGCAGUGUGCCGUGAGAAAGGGAGCACGGAUCGGUAAGAUGUGCGACUGUCCCCGGGGAGCGUUCUGCAACUUUUUCCUGCUGAAGUGCUUAUGAGCCUCGUCAGAUCUGAAUGGAAACAGAAGAAAAAGAAAAGUACUGCCACUCGGUUACUUUGUUAUUAUUGUCAUAUUUUUGUAUGAUGCAGCAGAGCUGAGCGUGUCCCUCCCUUACAAAAUAAGGAGUAUUUCUAUGAUGUACAUAUUUAUAUCACAGAAAAACUACAUGUCUGUAAGGAUAUUGUGAUGUCGGACAUGAUGUCAUGAGGAAUCACAUUUAUUGUAAAUAUUCAGAACCACUUUGUGUGUAUAUAAUACACCAACAGGAUCAAUGUUGUGAUAUAAGAAAUAAUAAACUCACAUGAGGACCACAUGCACACCAAAGUCUUAAAGUGCAACCUUGUUAUGGAUUAAUAUGAAAUCUGUCAUAUAAACCUGCACUAUUUUGUUUCACAUGAUGUUUUGUCUGUGACUCAUAGCAACAACAUCAAUAAACUGUGGAUCAAAUUGUUUUUGUAAA
Molecule: messenger RNA, 884 nt
Organism: Solea senegalensis (Senegalese sole)
Lineage: Eukaryota; Metazoa; Chordata; Actinopteri; Pleuronectiformes; Soleidae
Gene: cart3
Product: cocaine- and amphetamine-regulated transcript protein
Exons: 3
Coding region: 42-422 (126 amino acids)
Biological process (GO): negative regulation of appetite; positive regulation of MAPK cascade; cellular response to starvation
Molecular function (GO): neuropeptide hormone activity
Source: RefSeq, a predicted model, not a curated record